AUCCUCGUCACAUCACAUAGUUUGGUCGUUUAUGGUGUCCUAAAGUCCUACAUUUCUGGGGAGACUUUUAACAGUGUCCAUCUGAGGGGGAAAUUUAGGAUUGUCCGGAGCACGACAGCAGACAACAGUCACCAUGGAAAAACCCGGAGCACAUCGUUUCCAAGUCAUCGUUUUCUUCCUCACCAUUUCUUCAUCGUUUGGAUUUUACCUCAUAACUGAUUAUUAUAUGGACCCUGAUUUGUCAAGUUCUUUAGGGGGAGUUUGCAAUAAAAGGGUAGAAGAUGCUUGUGCCUUUUUAAACAGUCAUUUGGAUCCAUUUGGUCUAGUAGAUUAUGGUGGAAAUGUUGACUGCACCAUGGUCUUUGAUGCUGGAAAAAUGGCUGGUGCCAAAUUCAAAUUUGAUUGGCUGUACUUUAAUUUGGAAGGAGGAGAUUGUUCAAAGGACUACUUAGCUAUCUACGAUGCUGAUAUGUCAGCUAUUGCGCCAUCAAACCUCGUAGGGAAAUUCUGUGGGCUCAAUGGCGUCAGCUUCAAUGGUACUCCAACGGAUCGCUACAUGACUUUUGUUUUUCACACCGACGGAUCCGGUGCCAAAAGUGGUUUCCGGCUAAAAGCGACUCGUUACGAACCAUCCCCAUGUCAGUCAGAAGAAUUUUUCUGUAACGACACCAUUGCUAACAACAUUUGUAUCGACGAACGUCUCACAUGCGACGGAACACAGCACUGCAGCGACAACUCAGACGAACUCAACUGCUCUUUUAUGGAGGAGUUGCUGGGAUCAUUCUUUGCCCUGGGGUUAGGGGGCAUGAUUAUGUGUGGUGUAGCAUGUAUUGCGGGUUGUGUAGGGUUAUGGACAGUAGUAGGAGCUCUUACAUGCUGCAAAAAAUGCUGUACCAAAUGCUGCUGUUGUUGGCCAUGCUGCAAGAAGUGUAAAGGUGGAAACUCCAAAGUUGAACCAAACACAGAAAUGGAUGAAUAUGACCCUGAAAUGUCCCCUCCACCCACUUACCGGGAGGGCACCAAACUUGAGGAGGAUAUUGAGUGGGACGAUGUUGAGGAUGACAUGAAUAAAGAGAACUCUGCCGGAAUAGGAAAAGACGCCAAAACUAACCUAGCCGACGUGGAAUAA
Messenger RNA from Saccostrea echinata, 1129 nucleotides. RefSeq lists its product as uncharacterized. Gene Ontology annotation, molecular function: protein binding. NCBI's taxonomy places the organism in Eukaryota, Metazoa, Mollusca, Bivalvia, Ostreida, Ostreidae. The transcript has 5 exons. The record is from RefSeq and is a predicted model, not a curated record. The coding region runs from base 134 to 1129 and encodes 331 amino acids.